AUGGGUUCUGGAUGGACCGAAUAUGACGAGGCUUGCGCGAAUGCCCGUGCAAGUAGUAAGGCACUACUGCUGUCCAUGGGCGAGCUAGUUCCACCUAUGGUGAAGAAGUCGUCUCAAAAGCCCCGGGCACCGCGCAAGCGCAAGGCAGCUGAUGAAGAAGCAUCGGACCAGGACGAGACCAGGAGUACACCCAAAAUUGCUCGUCUCGAGAAUGUCUCUAGCGGCGAUACUGCAAGUCUACGCAGGAGUGGCAGAAAUCGUGGCAAGAAAGUUGACUAUGCGAGCGAGUCAGUAGGACACACGCUUCCCCGUCUGACCGCUGUCAGAACCGGUAUUAGCAAGAUGGACUCAGAACCAAAAAGUGCGAACAGGAGAACACAUGACCCAAAGACUUUCGGAGCAAUUCCCGGUAUUCCAAUUGGUACUUGGUGGCUUACGAGGGAGGAGUGUAGUCGAGACGCGAUUCACGCGCCCUGGGUAGCCGGCAUUGCUGGUAGCAAAGACGGUGCCUAUUCUGUAGCCUUGUCGGGCGGAUACGAGGACGACGUAGACCUCGGAAAUGCUUUCACUUUCACUGGUGCAGGUGGUCGCGACCUAAAGGGAACGAAGUCGGCCCCCAAAAAUCUCCGCACGGCGCCCCAGAGUUGCGAUCAGUCGUUUGAGAAUCCUUCCAAUGCAGCCCUGAAGAAAUCUUGUGAAACAAAGAAGCCUGUUCGUGUAAUCCGUGGCUACAAGCUGCAAUCGGACUAUGCUCCCCACGAAGGGUACCGAUACGAUGGCUUGGAUGGAGAAGGGAUUAAAUCCCAAGGGAUAUUUAGUGUGCGGAUACUGACGCGGUUCAACUUUCAGAGGAUGGCAGGACAAGCACCUCUACUGAUCUAUGACGAUGCAGCUCCUGAUCGCUCUUCACCUGUCUCCGAUGGUUCUGAAAUUGCCGAAUAG
Molecule: messenger RNA, 942 nt
Organism: Fibroporia radiculosa
Lineage: Eukaryota; Fungi; Basidiomycota; Agaricomycetes; Polyporales; Fibroporiaceae
Exons: 10
Coding region: 1-942 (313 amino acids)
Biological process (GO): protein ubiquitination; negative regulation of gene expression via chromosomal CpG island methylation
Molecular function (GO): ubiquitin protein ligase activity
Source: RefSeq, a predicted model, not a curated record